This is a messenger RNA of Prorocentrum cordatum, 1249 nucleotides long. Lineage: Eukaryota; Dinophyceae; Prorocentrales; Prorocentraceae. The record is from the annotation of a GenBank genome assembly.
AGAGCUGUGGCUCAAGCCAUUUUGGCCAAGGUCUGCCAGGGGACGCAGGCCUUCAGGUGGGAGGCGCACAUGGGAGUCCCGAGGGCUGGCGAAGAGGAACUUUUCGACUUCGUGUGGAGCAGCAUAGAGAAGGAGCCCAGGGUGCGCAACGUCUCAGACGAGCUUUCCUUGUGCGAGUCAUCCUCGGCCAGUGCGGCGGCGCCAUCGAGGCGGCGGCUGCGCGGCAAGCAGCCAGCAGCUCACAGCGGCACCAUCACUCUGGUCUGCGUGACGUGCCGCCGCCUGGUGGGCAAGCAGCCGCCGCCGCAGCUGCCCGCGGGAGCGGGCGGGCGGGCGCGGCGGGCUGCCGGCGGCCGCGCGGCGGGCGCGCCGAUCCGCGGCCACUACGACCGCCUGGGCCUGCGGCGGAGCGCCAGCGCUGCGGAGGUGAGGGCGGCGUACCGCCAGCUGGCCCUGGCCACGCACCCCGACAAGGGUGGCGACUCCAGGCUCUUCCUGGAGAUCACCGCGGCGUUCGAGGAGCUCUCCGACGAGGGGCGCCGGGCGGCGUACGACCGCAGCCUGGACCUCUUCAGCAGCGGGGACGGCACGUUCGAGGGCCCCCCUGGCGGCCUCGGCGGGGCCGCGCCCGCCGCUGGCGCGGGCGUGGCGGGACGGCGCCAGGCGCAGUACGGCGCGGCCCGCAUCAUCCUGGAGGCCCUGCUGCGCCCUGCUGGCGCAGGGUCGGCCGUGGCCGAGGCGAAGGCCUGGGCCGAGCAGCUGCAGGCACUGCCGGGCGCGGUCCUGGAGGCGCUCUGCGACCUCGUGCUGUGCGGCGGCGCCGCCGGCUCCCCGGGCGACGGCGGGAGCGGCGCGUGCCAGCCGCCUCACGGCCGCGGCUCUGCGUCCCAGGGCGGUGCCACGCGGAGGGCCAGGGCGCCGGCGGUGAGUGCAGGUUGCAGCGGCGGGCGGCCGCGCUGCAUCCACUGGCAGAAGGGCAGCGGCUACAGCGUGCACGUGUCCUGGGCGGGGCUGAGCGUCAGCACGCCGGGGACUCCGUCGCUGGCGCAGGCCCUGGACUGGCAGAUCGCGCUGGCGGCUGCCCAGGGUGCGGCGCAGGCGCGGCUGCGCGUCGCUCGCGCCCGCGCGCCGCGGGGCCUUCCGCCGGACCCGCUGACCGAGUCGGAGCUCGGCGCGGCUCUGGAGGCCGAGCCGGGGCUGCGGCCGACCUUCUCCGUGGCUCUCGGGAGGCCCGGCGCAGGCAGUAAGG